GGGAUACUCCAAAGACUCAAAGAGCUUUAUUUCCAGGUUUUGGGGAGAGUUCAUCCAAACAAGGAACUCACUCAUUCACUCACUAGUCACUGCCAAUAAUGUCGAAACAAAGGUUGGUUGGUAAGGUGGCUCUUAUCACCGGUGGAGCAAGUGGGAUUGGUGAAGAGACAGUGAGAUUGUUCGCUGAACAUGGAGCCCUUGUUGUUGCAGCAGAUAUUCAAGAUGAACAAGGUCAGCAAGUUGCUGCUUCAGUAGGGUCAGAUAAAGUAACAUACCACCACUGCGAUGUGAGAGACGAAAACCAAGUCAAAGAAACCGUGAAAUUCACUUUGGAAAAGCAUGGUCGCAUAGAUAUCCUGUUCAGCAACGCUGGAAUAUUAGGUCCUUUAUCUUGCAUCCUUGACCUUGAUCUGAAUGAGUUUGACAACACCAUGGCCACAAACGUUCGCGGUGUAGCCGCCACAAUCAAGUACUCGGCACGUGCCAUGGUUGCCAAAAGAAUCCGCGGAUCCAUCAUAUGCACCACCAGUGUGGCUGCUACGGCUGCUGGAACGGGUCCUCAUGGUUACACAACAUCGAAACAUGCUCUUUUGGGGUUGGUGAAAUCAGCUAGUAGUGAACUUGGAGCUUAUGGAAUAAGGGUUAAUAGCAUAUCUCCUUUUGGAGUUGCCACACCCCUUUCAUGCAAAGCUUUCAACUUUGAACCUCAAGAAGUUGAAGAUCAGAGCUGCUCACAUGCUAAUCUGAAGGGUGUUGUGUUGAAGGCUCGGCAUAUAGCAGAAGCAGCUUUGUUUCUGGCUUCUGAUGAAGCUUCUUACAUCAGUGGCCACAAUUUGGCGGUGGAUGGUGGUUUUAGCGUGGUUAUUCGUAGUUAUCCUUUUACACCUGUAGACCCAGAUAGUUUAAAUUUUUGACUGAUAAAUUGGCAAUAAUUUCUUUAUUCUCCUUCAUGUUGAGGACGUGAUGUCAUGCAGUGCGUCAAAUUACUUUGUUACCAUUUGCACUUACUCAUAAUUUCUGCAGUGUCUCUCUACUUUGUUUGUAUUUUCGAAGCAUAAAUUCAUAAACCUUGUCUGCUUGUGAAUCAAAAGCCAGUUUGCUUUCUUUGUACACUUUCCCUUUUCUUUUCUUGUGUUUAGGUUCUUAGCCUCAACUGUUUCAAUCCCUCUUUUUUUGUUGUCCCCCUCUUGUCCCCCCAAUUCUAUUGUUUUUCAAAG
Messenger RNA from Cajanus cajan (pigeon pea), 1217 nucleotides. Its product is annotated as short-chain dehydrogenase reductase 3b. The record is from RefSeq and is a predicted model, not a curated record. Lineage: Eukaryota; Viridiplantae; Streptophyta; Magnoliopsida; Fabales; Fabaceae.